Messenger RNA from Panthera uncia (snow leopard), 6121 nucleotides. Its product is annotated as zinc finger and SCAN domain-containing protein 20-like. Gene Ontology annotation, molecular function: DNA-binding transcription factor activity; RNA polymerase II cis-regulatory region sequence-specific DNA binding. Gene Ontology annotation, biological process: regulation of transcription by RNA polymerase II. The record is from RefSeq and is a predicted model, not a curated record. Bases 1406 to 4432 code for a protein of 1008 amino acids. NCBI's taxonomy places the organism in Eukaryota, Metazoa, Chordata, Mammalia, Carnivora, Felidae. The transcript is spliced from 8 exons.
CAGUCUGCGGGCACGGAGGCCUAUGGGAAAUGGAGUCUGGCAAAACCCAGUCCUUCUGGGGAUCGCGUUUCCGCUUCCGGUGUUUAGUGGGCAUCCGAACGCCAGGACUCCGGGUCCGGGCUGGGGGUUCGAGGGUCGUUUGGGGACGUUGCGCGGCCACGGAGAAGGUGCCACGGGCCCCGGCCCCCCGGCGUCGCAGGGCCUCGGCUGGCGCGCGCGGCUGUCACCUCGGGCCCUAGCCGCCCUCGCCGGGUGGGCGUGGCCGGACCGAAACCCAGGGUCCCGCCGCCUCGGGUCCAGGCCCCGCCGCCCCGCGAGCGGCCCCCGGGCGAGAUGCGGCCCUCGUGCUGGCGGCGCCCUCCUACGCGCCGCCCACCGGACUCGGCGGGGAGGACCCUGGCCUUGUAGCCGCUGAGGCGACCCCGUCCCCAGGGCCCGCAUUUACCCCAUAAGGCUUCCAGAGAAGGUCGCCCGCGGAGCAGAGUAGCCUUCCGGUGUAAGUCACGCUCUGCGGGCCAGUCUCCCAGUCCACGGUCAAGGGGCUGAGCCCCUGUUUAUUUCCUGCCAAACACCAGCCAUGUGACCUUGGGCAAGUCUCUGGGGGUCUCUGAGCCACGAUUGCCCAGCUUUGAGGGAGUUGAAGUCCAAGUAUUUCUUAACUGUCCCGCCAGCCCUGACAUCCCGUAUGGGUCUGUUUUUAGUAUCUCUGCUCUUAACGCUUGUAAUCCUAACCAGGGUAAAUCUCCCUGUUUGGGAGAGAGUUAUUCCAGCGCUGAGGAAUCCCGAGUGGGGUGACCAGCCAGAGGUGAGGGCAGUUUAGAGGUUGGACCCUUUGAAUCUCUGAAAGGUUAGAUAGAGCCAGCUCCACCCGGCUGCUGCUCUCCAAGGUGCUGCUACCUUGUGCGCCCUCUCGUACUUGUCCUGCCACAUUGACUUUGUCACACUCUAGUUCCAAAGACCAGUGGCUUGGGAGGGUGGGCGGCUUAUUGUCCCCAUUGUCUUCUCCAGUCCAUCCUCACUCGUCAGUGUGGAUGAGUGACAUCUUCUCGGCCUCAAGUAAAUUGCUGUGCAAACACAGCCUCAAGCCCCCCUACUUUCCAAUCAGAUCACCCGCUCUUGACCCUCCUCUUGAACUUCUGGAGCUGCUUCCCCAGUGACACAGGGCCAGACUCCACGGGCACCAGGACAUGGGGAGGGGAGGACACGAAGGCUCUUUUCUUCACCUCAGUCCUGCUGGGCUGACACUUGUGAUGGUCACUAGCAUUCACUCUGUAAUGUAUUAUCCGUGGCUCUAGGAUUUCGAGUUCUACUUAGUGACUCCUAUCUGAUGGUAGCUCCCCACUGAGGUAAAGGAAGGGCUUUGAGCUUCAGAGCCCAGUGGCAAGGUUCUUCCGUGAGCUGAACGAUGGCUGUAGCUGGGGACCCACACGUCCAGACUCCUCGAGCGCAAGAAGAGCUUCAAAGAGUGAAGCUGGAAGACGAUUCCCACUGGGAGCAGGAAAUUUCCCAAAGGAGCGACCCUGGACCAGAGACCUCCUGCCGGCGGUUUUGGCAUUUCUGCUAUCAACAAGCAUCAGGACCCCGGGAGGCCCUCAUCCAACUCCGGAAGCUCUGUCAUCAGUGGCUGAGACCAGAGAAGUGUACGAAAGAGCAGAUCCUGGAGUUGCUAGUGCUGGAACAGUUCCUGGCUGUCCUUCCUCGGGAGAUCCAGGUCUGGGUUAGACAGAAGCAUCCAGAGAGUGGAGAGGAGGCCGUGGCCCUGGUGGAAGACUUGCAGAAAGAGCCUGGGAGACGGGGGCUCCAGGCAGUGGUGAAGAACUCACAGCCAGAACCAGAUGAACAGUGGCAUCACAGUCCCGAAGAGGAACUCCCAGCCUUGCACGGGAGCGCCCUGCCUGGUCCUGGAACUCUGGGUCUUUCUCUGGAGGAGGGCGGCAGUGACCAGGGGAUGAUGCACAGCCCCCAGGAGUUGGUGACAUUCGGCGAUGUGGCUGUGUACAUCUCCCAGGAGGCACGGAGGCAGCCAGGACCUGGAUGGAGGAACCACCUGGAAGGAAGUUGGGAGAAAUCUGCAAGUGAGGUCUCGCCGGAUUUGCCAACCCCUCUACCCAGUGUCAGCUCCCAUGUGGAGCAGGAGGAGGACCCAUGGAGGCGUGAUCUUCAGUGUCCCGGAGAGGAGAACGCCAGCGACUCCGCAGCGGGCGGGGGGAGAGGCCAGCCUGGCCAUGUGCCCGUCCUGAGAAAAGCCAAGAUGUGGGACGAACUGGAGUUGCAGGGCCUGGAGGAUGAGAAGGUGGCAGGGGUGCACUGGGGCUAUGAGGAAACCAAGACUUUUUUGGGAAUUCUCAGUGAGUCUUGGAUCCACGAGAAACUGCGCACCUGCCAUCGGAACCGCCAGGUGUACCGGCUGGUGGCCGAGCGGCUGCGGGAGCGCGGCUUCCCGCGGACCCUGGAACAGUGUCGCUACCGGUUCAAAAACCUCCAGACCCACUACCGCAAAGCCAGGAGCACGCACGCCCCGGGCACCUGCCCCUUCUAUCGUGAGAUGGACGCCCUGAUGUGCCCACGGGCCGCCACCCCGCUUCCAGAGGUGGCAGGGGCUCUUCUUGGGCACAGGGCCUGUGAUGUGGAGCAUGCAGAGCUUCAGGGGCGCCGCUGGGGACAGGAGGAGGCAGUGCUGGCUGAGGCUGUGUUGGAAGGCAGGGCAGAGAAGCAGGGGCCGGACCCCGGCCACACAACAGCAUCUGUAGAAGAAGGGCAUUUAGGAGCCGUCACAGAGGAUUCUGAGGGGGAAGAACUGGGGGUCGAAGAAGUGUCUGGAAGCCCUGGAAUCCCAGCCCUGUUUCGGAGUCCGGCUGGUGUGCACUGGGGCUACGAAGAAACCAAAAUUUUCCUGGGGAUUCUCGGUGAGCCCUACAUUCACGAGAAACUGCGCACCUGCCAUCGGAACCGCCAGGUGUACCGGCUGGUGGCCGAGCGGCUGCGGGAGCGCGGCUUCCCGCGGACCCUGGAACAGUGUCGCUACCGGUUCAAAAACCUCCAGACCCACUACCGCAAAGCCAGGAGCACGCACGCCCCGGGCACCUGCCCCUUCUAUCGUGAGAUGGACGCCCUGAUGAGCCCCUGGACCCUUGCCAGCACCUUUGAUGCCUUCGAGGUGGCAGGAGGCCUCCUGCGGAAUAGAGGGGGCUCCGAAGAGAACCGGAAGGCCGUGCUGGAAGGUGUGACGGGAGACGGUAGCGAACCGGCAGAGGAGCCCCGAGAGGAGCCCAAGAGCCGUGGCCCCCAGGCUCUGAGGGGGAAUCCCAGUGGACUUCCAGUCCGCCAGCCAGACGGGGUCUCGAGGCCAGAGAGAAGUGAAGAGCUUUGGAAUGACGAUCCCCGGGACUUCCGGAAAACUUCCUGUGCAGAUCUUGAAACAAGGACAGAGAAUGAGGAGAAUUCAAGCCAGAACAUUUCAGAGGAAGCAGAACUGCCGGGGGCAUUAUUAGAAAGACCCAAAGUGGAUAUUUCCCAGUACCUUGCCUGGAGGAGAGACUGGGAAGGCAAAUAUGGGGCACAAAAGCAAUGGGAGGUACCCUUAGAAGAUGGACGAGGGUCACUCUCCCCUCCAGAAAGAGACGCAGGGAAAUUCAUAGGUCCUCAGGGAACCUACGUAGGAGAAAAAUCCUAUCCAUGCUGUGAAUAUGGGGAAAAUUUCAGCCAGAGCUCCCACUUAGCUGUCCACCAGUUAGCCCACAUCGGAGAAAAGAAACCUUUUAGGUGUGGCCGUUGUGGGAAAAGCUUUGGCCGAAGCUCACACCUGGUCUGCCACCAGAGAACCCACACCGGGGAGAAGCCCUACAAAUGCCCCGAAUGUGGGAAAGGCUUCAGUGAUCAUUCUAACCUCACAGCACACCAGAGAAUCCACACUGGAGAAAAGCCCUAUAAAUGUGGAGAGUGCUGGCAGAGCUUCAACCAGAGCUCCAGCCUCCUGAUGCACCAGAGAGUCCACACAGGAGAGAAACCCCACAAGUGCAGUGAGUGUGGAAAGAGUUUCACUAAGAGCUCGCACUUCAGUGCGCACUGGCGAACGCACACUGGUGAAAAGCCCUACCAGUGCCCUGAGUGCGGGAAGAAGUUCAGUAAGAGUUCCACGCUCACCAGCCACCAGAGGAUCCACACAGGAGAGAAGCCCUAUGAGUGUCUCGAGUGUGGCAAAAGUUUCAGUGACCGCUCAAACCUCAUUACCCACCGGCGAAUUCACACUGGAGAGAGGCCCUACAAGUGUGGCGAAUGUGGGAAGAGCUUUAAUCAGAGCUCAAGUCUCAUCAUACACCAGAGGACCCACACGGGAGAGAAGCCCUACGAAUGCGGUGCCUGUGGGAGGCAAUUUAACAACAGUUCGCAUUUCAGCGCGCAUCGGAGAACCCAUGUGGGCGAGAGGCUCUAAACGUCUUUAAGAAGCAUCAAAUCUAGAAGCACCACAGAAUCUGUUCUAAGAAAGGUCUGUAUGGUCCUUGAUUCUAUACCACGACCCCCACAGGAGACCAGGGGUUUAGGUCCCAGUUCGGUAGAGGUCAUUGUGUUUCUCUCACUGAAAACUCAGCUGGCUUACGGAAUACUACUCAGGGCUUGCUUAUCCGCACUAUUGAAAUGGAAGCUAAUUUCCAGAGAAUUCAGAGACUCAUUCUGAAUUGGACUGUAUCACCAUCACGAUAGGUAUCCAUUAGGAUUCUGUGCCUUAACUUCCACAGCUUGGUAAUAUGAGGGUGAGACUCUUGUCCCCAAGACCCCCCUUCAAGGACAGAGGAGGCCCGCCCCACGGUGCUCAUGGCAUUAACGGUGGCCGGCUCCGCCACAGGGCCGGUAGUGGCUGAGCUCUUUCUUCUCAGCACUGGGCAGCUAGAUGGGGAUUUAUUAACUGAGCACAUUUUUCAAGGUCUUCCACGGUUCUCCCUGUGGAGGGUGGGGCCCGCGAACCGUCUCCAUUUCUCUACGUGCUUCUUACCCCAAGAGGAGAGCACUCUGUCGUGUCAUUUGGAGAAGGAAAGGUCAGUGCUCCAGGUUGGCUUUCUAAACCAUGACCUACUCUUCCUCUCGACAUGUUAGGUUGAGCCAUAGGAGACUGGCAUCUUUGAGGUAUACAACCAGCAAUUAAUAGGACUCGACCUAAGCAGAUGUCUUGCAGGGUAGAACCGCUCCAAAUUGCCAGCAGUGCUGCCGGUGAGCCCUACGGCCCACACGGUGCCCUAAAAACAUAACACCGGGUCUAGGAGAUCACGAACAGGAUGAUGAAAUGGGGAAAGCCUUUUCCGUUUGCAAGUACGUCCGGAGCAAUGACCACUAACCUUGGCAGCGGUUAAGAAGGAGGCCGGGUUGGAGGAGCCGCCGCUCCAUCCCCGGCCUCAGGGGAGGCCGCGUGCAGGCGCACAGGUCCUGGAGAUCUGGGGUGUCUCCGAGUGAGCAGAGCACAGCCCCUGGAGGGACUCUGACACACGCAGCCAAUGGUGCUUAGAAAGAAACGGGAUACGGUUUCUCGCUCUAGUUUCUCCUUCGUGCAUUUGGCUUGAAAAUAUUUUCCCCCAACCUUCCAGAAACCCACCAGUUAUAAAACAAAGCACAGUCUACACAUGUCACGGUUUCAUAUCGUUAGAUUUAUAGAAUACGAUUAAGUAAGGAGUCUUUUCUAACGAACAUAAAAGAACCUAUUCAAGUAAGUGUUGUCCGUCAAAAGCGGCCGUUCUGACGGGCUGUGAACUCUGUUUGUUGUUGCCAUUACUGAAAACAUUGAGUUUUCCUCUGAGAAUUGUCUUCAGACCACCUUAGAAGGCCUCCUAUCGAUGUAGUUCUAGCACAGAGUAGUGUCCGGCAUGGAAGAAAGGCUUAAUAAACACUGGCAGAACGAACAGCGUGUUUAUUAUCUGGCCCGGUCACCUCUCUUAUCCGUGAGACUUGUCUCUGCCCAGUAUCUGCUAUCUGGAGCCAGAAGUCCUUCGAAGGAUGUCAGUUUGCUGCCACUGAGGACACUUCGGAGAGCCUGUUUUUGGAGAUCGUUUUCAAAGAGGUAUCCCAGAAAUCUGGGUUCAGAAUUUUUUUUAUACGGCCAGGAAAUAAAUGUGAUAUGUAUUCUUUUAAAUCA